Kockovaella imperatae is the source of this 2521-nucleotide messenger RNA. RefSeq lists its product as hypothetical. Lineage: Eukaryota; Fungi; Basidiomycota; Tremellomycetes; Tremellales; Cuniculitremaceae. The record is from RefSeq and is a predicted model, not a curated record. The coding region runs from base 385 to 2409 and encodes 674 amino acids. The transcript is spliced from 2 exons.
AAGAUAUCCAAAAUGUUCAGACAUUCGAUUGAAACUUGAUGAACUUGACACCUGCUGCGUCUUGAGAGCAUCUAUGGGGCAUCACUGAUAGCUUUUGAACAGAACUGCAGUGCCCUCCCCCUUUCUGAUCGUAUCCUCAGGAUCGUCACACGACACAAAGGACCUCCCUCGGAGACAAGUACCGACUCGCGUGGCCCUUCCAUUGUUUCGAUAGUCCUUUGCAGCGCGCGUUCAGCUACGACAAGGGAAGUCUCGCGACUGUACUCUGUCUGGUGACUGUAGUCAGAUCAAGACACCAUCUAUGAGCCAGAGGGUAUUCAUUUGUACUACGACACUUGCACUUCGACCCUGCCUUGGCCGAGACCACCCAAUUCUCGAACGAUCAUGGCGCCGUAUCUUGGUAAAAAUUACAACCCGCGAUUUGUUCACCCAAGGAGCCAUAGAGCCCGUAUGGAACAACGCAGUAGCUCUGGAGUAUCCAUCGAUAGUCACGACCGACACGACCGACGUAACUCUGUUCCAGCUAAGUAUGAACAUGGAGACCUGAGCGUUUGUCGAUCGCUUAGCUUGGGGCAUGAUGGCCGGCAGCAGAGGAAUAAGCCAUACGACCGCCAGCAACCAGACCCCAGUCAAGCGACACAGAAUCUCAACACUCAUCUGAAGAUCCCAAGCGAUCGCAAAGGAGAUCAAGACCACGCUCAUGGCUUCGCAUCUGGCGAAACGGCCAACCAAGAUCCCUCAAUCGUCGCAAUUCCGAUCCCCUCGGUCGGUGAAACCCAACUCGUAACUGGGAAUCGAAUAUACAAUGAAACUCUCCAGCCCGAACUCAACUCUCUGCAGAAGCUCAGGGAGUUCAAACUACAACUCGAGGCGAGCAGGAGCAUGCUCGAGAAAGGGAUAGACUCAUACGAGCCAAAAUCCCUUGCAGUGAUGGCAGCAACCUUCCUCCAGCGACAGAGCGUCUCCACCACUGUGCCAGCGGACUACUCAUCGGAGGCAGCGGCCGAGGUCGAGGCGGACCUGGAUGCAUCCUCUCAUAUCGAGCAAUCAGGAUCCAUUCUGAGGGAUUCCCAGGAUCUUCGCGUAGAGGUUCUGGGGAGUCCGUCCGAGCCCGGAGAGAUCACGGUGGACAGUGAUUUGUCGGGCCAAGUCGGUGAUCGACAGGUUCAACUCAAGGCCAAGCUACAGAACAGGCGAGGCGUUCCUCAGCAUGAACGAAUCGCUCGGCAAAUUUCGACAGAAAAUGGGAGUUUUGACCAAGCAGUGUCUCCAACGACGCUAGGCCAAACUGAUGGCACUCUGACACUGGCCAAGGAAGGGACAAUUGGGAAGAAACAUGAUGAAUAUGGAUUUUCAAACUUUGCGACAUACAGUAUUCGUGAAACAUCAGAGCAUUCUUCACGCAACUCUUCUGGCCGGACGUUGUCUCUAGAGCAGAGAUUGGAAUUCGCCGACUAUCCAUCCUCACAUAGCCGAAUCGUUGUUUCCCCUGCCAGAUCCACUGUCUAUCAGGAUCCAAGCAGGCAAAAGUCUCGUCCCGAGGCACCUCGCGACAGUCUUUUGAGCAGGAUCGGCGAUGGAUUGGUAUCUCAGCAUCAACAAAAUGCCUUGACUUCGCCAACAAAGCGAGGAUAUGGCGGUCGGCGUGCUGAUGCUCAUCGAAGAAGCUCAUCACCACAGAAGCAACUGUGUGGUCGAAGAUCUGAUCAUGGCGUGCCACAUAGAGACGAUAUACAGAGACCCAAUGCCCAAACGAGGCCUUCUGUUGCGGAUCAAGAGAUUCUGACUACCCUUGCGGGUCUCAAAGCACAAAUUGCCAAAUCGGAGGCACAGCUCUCAACUCCUGCUCAGCUUGCAAGUCCCGUCAGGAUUGUCCAGCCGAAUUGCGUGGCUCGGCCGUACGAUGCCAGACCUCACCCUGCGUCACCGUAUAAGUCGUCGCUUCCACGACAUGAGACCAGCCACGCUGACGAGGUUGGGCAGAGGGAGCAUCAGAUGUACAGCAGCGCGAGAUCUCCCGUCAGACAUUCACCAUAUCCUCUGUCCCCUCGCAGACCAUCGAAUUCAGAUUGGAGGGAUCGGGAUCGACGACCGAGCCCUGACCGCGAGAGUGUACUACCUCCUUGGAAACGCGAGUCCAAGGGAUCCCAUUCGACAGCCUACAGUCGAGACGAUACAAUGAGGAGGAGGGAUGACGAUCGACAUGUGGGGUACAAAGUCUUCAGACGAGACUCAGAGUAUUCGUUUGAUCUUGACUAUGGACGUCAAGGAUCUUCAGGGGAUGACGUCGGACGACGAAAGUCGUCCAGUGGUGGAAGUGCUGGAAGUCGUGGUGGACGCGGACGAGGCAGGGGAGGAUCCUCGAAUCGUGGACGAGGAGCGAGAUUUGAUGGACCUGCCAGGUUUUGAGCCUCGAACAAGCGACAAAUCAUCUCAGAAGGCUCACGGUAACGGUAUUUGCAUUUCCCGGAUACAUGAUAGCAUUGUAAAGCAGAGAUCUCGCAUCAUGCACAUUCAUGCC